Cercopithifilaria johnstoni is the source of this 2039-nucleotide messenger RNA. Lineage: Eukaryota; Metazoa; Nematoda; Chromadorea; Rhabditida; Onchocercidae. The record is from the annotation of a GenBank genome assembly.
AUGGUCGCGUUUCACUGUAUGAUUUGGCGCAAUCUUUGAAUGUCGAUUACGAGCACAUUGAAAGUGCGGUGUCCAUCAUUUCGAGGGAAUCACCGAAUUUCAUACUUUGCAACGCUGAAUUGAUUUCCAGAUUUGUUGUUUCACUAUUUUGGCAACAUUUGGAUUAUAUAGAUGUGUUGUGUAAAGACCUGAACGAGCAGUUAAUGGAUGUUGGCAUAGUUUCUAUAUCGCAGUUAGCAAAAACAUGGAAUUUGCCUACUGAAAUACUUAAUAAUUUAAUUCUGGCAGAAGUUGGCUCAAAGGUUGAUGCUAUACGCGAUGGUGGUGCGCUUUAUACUCGAUCUUAUUUAUCUGCUCAACGAAAUACUAUUAGAGCUAUGCUUUGUGGACUAACCAAAGUGACACCAAUAGCUAGAUUGCAGUCAGAAUUGCAACUAACAGAUGCAAUGUUUUGGUCGCUUUUCGACGAGCUCGAUGCAAUGAAAGAGGCCCCUGGAAAAAUAGUUGGUGCUCGUACUUCAAGCCACUGUCUGUAUCAUCCAAAUAUUUGUGCCAUUCUGGUUAAACAGUAUAUAUUAAAGACUUUCUUGCAAGAGGGAAUGUUGAAGUUGGCAGUAUUUAAGAAACUUUUCGUAUCAGAUCCGAAACUUUAUAUGAAAGAAAUAUUGAAAGACACAGAGUGUUCGACAUUGAUAUAUUUCCCAUCCGCUAUUCUAAGUAUAAAAGUUUGGAAUGAAAUUGAAGAAGCUGUGAAGGGAGAGAUGAAUUCUAAAUCGCUUGCUGAUGUCCGGUUGCAUAUGCCAGAAAUUAUUCAAAGUAAGGCAGAUAUUAAGCAAGCAGUUGUUUUUUUGAUGAAGAAUAACGAGGGUUGGCUGUUCAUUCCCGAUACUUCUUAUAUCUACAGUCAACAACUUCUCUCAUUUGCAAUGAAAGCCUUGGAUGGCUUGAUCAGUACACGGGCUGAAGAGAUAUUUUCUAUCUGGGAUAAACAGAAAGCAUUCAAAAAACAGGAAAAGAAACAAGAUGAAGAUUGGGGUACAGCGAAAAGCAGGAAAGGUAAAAGUGGGAGAGGAAAAGCUGUGAAACAUAUUCUUCCUGAAGAAUCAACUCUGGACUUGCUUAUUAGAUUACCCAAAGAAGAACUAAUCAAGGAACUAAAAAGAACGAGUGAUAUACCAAAUGAACUGCUAGAGGAUGUUACUGAGCAGAUACGGACAAAAGCAGAGACUUUGUUAAGAACUCGUGCAGAACUAUUGCUGCAUGAUGUGCAUGCGAUAUCCGUACAAGAUCAAAAGCGUGCACAUGCACAACUGCAGGAAACAUUAUGUACUCUGUAUGAUAAUAUUUGUAUUUUCGAAGAUGGUGCAGUCACUUUUGAAGAUGCAGUCGCUGCUAAUCUCAAGAUACAUCUUCUUCGCACAUUGUGUACACAUUUUGCAAAUAAUGUAUUAUCUUACGUGUCGAGAACACAAAAUGUUGAUACUCUUACCACAAAGGCUCGUAAUGAAACAAUAGCGAUUAUUGAAAGUGCAGGAAGUCGUAAGGCAGUUGAGAAAUUGUUUGCAGCAUUGUCAGCAAAGGAUCUCGAGUCGUUUCAUGAUGCAGUAUUUGGUAUUUGUUUAUCAACCGUUUGCGCCUUGAAUUUAAAAGUGCCCGACAAAAAGCAACGCGUGGAAUUGAUCAAAACCUAUAAAGAUCAAUUAGUUAGCCAAUUACGCAAGUGCGCAGAUCUACCUUCCGGUCUUCUUUUAACGCUUCUGAUAUUACUUGCAAGAAAUGAAAAAAUUGCGGUUCAUGCCUCGGGGAAAUUUGUUUCACAUUUAAUCGCAAAGGUGGAAAGCCAUCCAGAAACGAGUGCGGAGCUCUCCGAAUUAUUAAUUAGUUCCCAGAAAAUGGUUAUUUCGAGUAGGCAUGCAAAAGAUGAUGUAAAUCUUAUGACAAAAUUGAAUGAGAAAUUAGUGGCAUUAAUAGCAGCAGUAAAUGGUUUCGAAUAUGUGGAGAAAUCAAUAGUUGAUAACAGCGCACACGAAUUUAAUUAA